This is a messenger RNA of Drosophila elegans, 1176 nucleotides long. RefSeq lists its product as uncharacterized. The record is from RefSeq and is a predicted model, not a curated record. Bases 71 to 1006 code for a protein of 311 amino acids. Gene Ontology annotation, biological process: membrane organization. Lineage: Eukaryota; Metazoa; Arthropoda; Insecta; Diptera; Drosophilidae. The transcript has 3 exons. Gene Ontology annotation, molecular function: ATPase activator activity. Gene Ontology annotation, cellular component: membrane.
AAUGUCAUCCCUAUUUUGAGCUUUCCUUUGUUGUCAUUUCCAUUUUAUUUAUUUGUAUAAUUUUGAAAAAAUGAGUGAUCUUAAGAGGCGACCACUGCACGGCGACACGCCCAGGACUCCCCCUGCCUCCCAGGCGAAGGACGAAGUGGACAAAAACAGGUCGUACAUGAAGGAGUCGGCAGCCAGCUACGAAGAAGGCACAUCUUCAGCCGGCGAGCAAGAAGAAGACGACGAGAUCCAGGAAGAUUCUGAGUCUCAUGAUGCCGGCGAUGUGUCCCGAAGACGCAGUAUUCCAACUCCCAGUUCCAUUUUAAACGAGAAGCACCACCCCAGCAACGAAGCCCAAGGAAGCAAUGGACUCUAUAUUUGGUUAGCCUUAGCCGGUGUGUUAGUGGGUUUAUUUUUGGUCUACGGAUCGAAUGUAUUUGCGGCGGAAAAGCAAUGUGCCUUUGAAGCUCUUCGUGGAAAUAAGCCCCAACAGCCAGAGAAGGUCUGGAAAGCCCUACAAAUGGGGAUCGAGGGACUCAUUAACAAGAGGGACAAGCACCCCAGUGUGUUUUUGUUCCUGCAUCAGGACCCCAAGCUCCAAACACUGAUCGAUGCGAUUGCUGCCGAGGCUUCUGUGUGUUUUGGUGGUCCUAGCCAACUGAUUCACAUGAACAAGGAGGAUUUCGGCUCGAAUAUGAAUGACUAUGGCCUGGCAAUUGAGCGGUUUAAGGCAAAGGUCAAUGACGGAAAGGUUUUCCUAAUAGCAAAUCUUAACGAAAUCGCACCGAAUGGAGCUCGGGCUUUGCACACAAUCUGUGAUACCUACAGCCCAAUCGUGGAGGAUACCGUCAUCUUUCUAACGCUCCGAACAUUCAACACUUCUGCCGUUCCGAACUCGGUAAAACUGGCCACCGACACUCUGUACGAUCUGUGGGGCGAGGAGUUGCGGGACAAUGAGCUCGAUCCCCUGAUUACUCGCGUUACUGAUCAGGUGCUCCACUUGAGGGGCAGUAGUUAGGUUAAAACACAUAGCAGUACUGAAGAUGCCCAAAUACUUGGCGGUCAGCAAGCUUAAAGCUCUAAUUUCAAGGAUUAGCUAGGCGGCCAUCGAUUUAAUAUUCAUUUUCCAGAAAUAUUUUCUGUUCUGCAAUUGGUUUUAGCUCAAGAAAAUAAAAAUCUCUUAAAGUA